Molecule: messenger RNA, 1132 nt
Organism: Colossoma macropomum (tambaqui)
Lineage: Eukaryota; Metazoa; Chordata; Actinopteri; Characiformes; Serrasalmidae
Product: tetraspanin-1
Exons: 8
Coding region: 41-766 (241 amino acids)
Cellular component (GO): membrane
Source: RefSeq, a predicted model, not a curated record
UCUAAAGCAGUGCGCACACAUCCUCCAAAAAGAGAUUAAAAUGGGCUGCUUCACAUUCGUCAAAGUUAUGAUGGUUUUGUUCAACUUGUUAAUCUUGGUGGGGGGUCUAGCGCUGGCGGCGGUGGGAAUUUGGCUGAAUGCUGGUGGAGAUUCCCGCCUACAGAUUUUGGGGAUGUUUUCCUUGAACGUCUUGCACUUUGUCAAUGUUGGCUACUUCUUCGUUGCCUUUGGAGGUGUAAUGGCACUGCUAGGAUUUCUGGGCUGCUGUGGAGCCAAAAAAGAGAGCAAAUGUCUCCUGAUAAUGUUCUUUUCCAUCAUUCUGGUCAUUUUCAUCUCUGAACUGGCAACUGCAGUGGUUAUCCUGGCCUAUUCUUCAUUAUUUGAGAACGUCCUAAAGGCAUGGUCCACACCUGUUCUGAAGGAGCAGUAUGGAAAAGAUAAAGUGGUCACAGACAUGUGGGAUGUGACCAUGAAGAAGCUGCACUGCUGUGGCUUCACCAACUACACAGACUUCAACAAUUCAUAUUAUUAUGAGGAAAAUGGUGACAUAUAUCCUCCCAGCUGCUGUGAAGAUCCUGAAAUCCUCUGUGAUGCGGAGAACGCACUGCAUAGUGACAUAAAGGGCUGUUAUGAACAUCUUACUUUGACCAUAAAAAAGAAAGCCUACAUUGUUGGAGGAGUAGCUGCAGGGGUCUGUGGAGUUGAGCUGGCAGCGAUGGCUGUGUCCAUGUACCUGUACUGUUAUCUGGACAAACAAGGCACUUAGGAGACCCAUGCAUGUUCUGACUUGUAUGUUCUAUGACAACUGUUGUUAUAUAACUGCUCAUGAAAGUUCAUGUACAGCCAAUGAAUAUCAUAAGCCAGAAUCUUUCUAUAGACAUGCACCUAAAUUAGAGACCAGAGAUUUUACAGGUUUUAAAGAAAAUGCUGAAAAUCAACAUGCAUAUAUGUGUAUGUAAUAUGCAAAACGGAUUGAAUGAGGAAAUAAGUAGACAACAUUGUCCUAAAAAUUUAGUUGCACUUACUGCUAGUAUAGCCAACAAAACAUUGUGGAAUUAAUUACUUCAUAAACUUUCAGAAGCUUUCUGAGAGCAGCAAAUUAUGUUUGCACCGACAACAAUGUGCCACAUUA